This is a messenger RNA of Argiope bruennichi, 2880 nucleotides long. Its product is annotated as phosphatidylinositol 3,4,5-trisphosphate 3-phosphatase TPTE2-like. The transcript has 16 exons. The record is from RefSeq and is a predicted model, not a curated record. Gene Ontology annotation, biological process: transmembrane transport; protein dephosphorylation; monoatomic ion transport. NCBI's taxonomy places the organism in Eukaryota, Metazoa, Arthropoda, Arachnida, Araneae, Araneidae. Gene Ontology annotation, molecular function: protein tyrosine phosphatase activity; phosphatidylinositol-3,4,5-trisphosphate 3-phosphatase activity; monoatomic ion channel activity. Gene Ontology annotation, cellular component: membrane; cytosol. The coding region runs from base 260 to 1936 and encodes 558 amino acids.
CGCAGAAGUUAUUUUGUUUUCGUUAUGGACGUCAAAAACUUUCCGAAGUGAAUUCGCGCGUGAAGGAGGCGUAUACUUCCUAUUAGUUCCGUUGGUUGGUCUUCUGCAGAUAAAUAUUUCGUCUUACAAUAGGUCAACGAACGGUACAACUAAUAUUCUUGUAAAAAAAUUAUUUUAAGUGCAAAAAUUUUAAUCUAAAAUGCUGAACUGAAGUCUAUUAAUUAUUUGAAACUCUUCUGUUGAAUAGGAAAGUGUAAAAAUGAGUAAAUAUCAGACUUUUGAAAAUGAGUCGGAUCAAGAAUCUCCAGCUGUGACUGUUGAAACUGAACACUUGGAUGCUAGUUUAAAUAAAUCUUUGAAACCAGUCAGUGGCUCAUCAAUCCCAAUAACCAAAUCAAAAACUGUUGGACAGUCUAGAUUUGUAGAAAAUCCUGUUGAAAACAUUGGGGACUUUAAUACAGCUAUUGCUAUCUCAGAUCCUGCUGAACUUGACGAAAUUACAACUGAAGUAGGGUUUAUACAAUUUCAGCUAAAGCAAAUUGUUGAACAUUUAAUUUUUAGAAUUUUCAGUUUAUUGUUGAUCUUAGCUGAUAUCAGUAUUUUGAUAGCGGCUUUAGCCAUACCUAAUAAAACAGAUGUACAAGAAAAAGCUUUUGAAGUUACUGCUUUAUGUUUUGUUUGUUACUUCUUGCUUGAAGUUUCUCUUCGUAUUGCAGCAAAGGGAAUGAGGCAAUUCUUUAAUGAAUGGUAUAAUGUGGUAGAUUUAGUAGUUAUAAUCGUUUCUUUUAUUGUUACUGUGAUUUAUACUUCAGUUGAUCUUGAACUUGGUUAUGCAAAACUUGUUGUUGCUGGGCGUUUGAUACGAAUAGUCACAUUUAUUCGAUUAUAUACAGAAAGGAAGCACUUAGUGAAAGGUGCUCGCCAAAUGGUUUCACAAAAUAAAAGAAGGUAUCAAAAAGAUGGAUUUGAUUUGGAUUUAACCUAUGUUACAGAAAGAGUCAUUGCAAUGUCUUUUCCUUCUCGUGGAAAAAUGUCUUUAUAUAGAAAUCCUAUUCAGGAAGUUGCUCGUUUUUUGGAUUUCAAGCAUAAAGAUCAUUAUAAAGUUUAUAAUCUGUGCAGUGAGAAAACUUAUGAUGAUACUUAUUUUCAUGGAAGAGUUGAAAGAUUCAUUAUUGAUGAUCAUAAUGUACCAUCUGUUACUGAUAUGAUCCGGUUUGUGAAAAACGUUCGGGAAUGGUUUGAUCAAGACAAAAGUAAUGUUAUUGCUGUUCAUUGCAAAGGUGGCAAAGGAAGAACUGGUACAAUGAUAUGUAUAUGGCUCGUUGAAGCAGGAUUGUUUGGAAGUGCUGAAGCUAGUUUAGAUUAUUUUGGAAAUAGACGUACAGACUUAUCUAAAAGCAGCAAGUUUCAAGGAGUUGAAACUCCUAGUCAGAAUCGCUAUGUAGGUUACUUUCAAGAGAUAAAAGAAAAGUUUGGUGGGGUACCUCCUGAAGAAAUUCCUUUGAGAUUGCGGCAAAUAAAAAUUACAGCAUUAGCAGGUAUUGGAAGAGGAAAUGGUUCAGACUUGACUUGCGAAGUGUACAAUGGACGUUCUAAAGUAUUUGAGUGUGACUUUGGCAUUAACAAAAAUUGUCAAGCUGAAUAUAAAUCAGAAGCAGAUGUUCUGGAGGUCACUGUCUUAAACUGCCCAAUUCUUCACGGAGAUGUUAAACUUAGAUUUCAGUGUUCAUCCAGAGGUGUUCCUAAAGGCUAUGAAAAUUGUCCAUUCUAUUUUUGGUUUCAUACCAGUUUUAUUGAAAACAAUAGAUUUCAUGUGCAGCGAGACUAUUUAGACAAUCCUCAUAAGACGAAAACAUGGAAAGUGUUUAGAGAGAAAUUCUCCAUUGAAUUACUUUUCAAUCCUCCGGAUGACAAGCAAGAUAUUCCACUCAACUGAGAUUUUCAUCAAAUUGUGAAUGGGCAUUAUUCUCAUGAAGUUCAAUCUUGUGAAUUGUCCUCUUACGCAUUUUCUACAGUAAACUGUAUGCUGAGCACAAAGGUUGAAAAAAAAAUAUUUUUAAUACUAACAAAGGAAAGUCUAAUUAAAUGCAAGGUUUUAAUUUCUAAAGUUAUUGUUAUUCAUUUUAAGAUUUGUCUAUGCUAAUACAUUUUUAAAGUAGUGGAUUAAUAUAAUCAAUGUGCAGCUGCAGUUUCAUAUUUUAAUCUUUGAGAUUAAAUCAUAUUUCAAGAAGGCUGAAUCAUCUUUGUAUUCUCAUUUGUUAUUGUUGAGAGCUAGCUAUCUUACUUUAUUGUUGUUCCCUCUUUAAAUAUAUUUAAAUAUCCACCUGCAACUUUUAUAAACCCUGUUAUAUUGUUGAUGACUUUUUGAUAGAAAUUUAACAAUUUUUAAUAACUUCAAAAACUUUAUUAUACAAUGUUCUUUAUACAAUUUCUGUCCAUUAUAUUUACUGUGUUCAUUCUGUGAUCUCAAUGUUUUAGUUUCAAAGGUUUUGAUUCACUUGUGUGAUGGAGGGUUAUUUAUUCAACACUGGAGUUGAAAGUAUGUUUGAUUCUAAUGGGAACAAACUAAAAUAGUUAUUGAUCUGCUUUUAUACUUUUAUAUACAAUACAUAUUUUUAUACAUUGAUUAUAGAUCUAUUUUCAUAUUGUAUUUAAACCUAUCAUGAAACUGUUUUUAUAAUUCAAUGUAUUGUGAAAUUUUUCAUUUAAAUGAGUUUUAUGCAUAUUGAAUAUUGUACGAAUUCUGGAUAUUAUAGUUUUGUAUUGAAAUCUUAGCUACAGAAUAGUAUGGUUCUCAGCGCGAUGAUCUAAUAAUAUUUGGUUUCUAUUUUAUGUAAUGUCAAAAUUAUUGCAAUUGAAUAUUGUGAAUACAACUGUAAA